GUCAAUCCUUUCAGUGGUCAAUGAGGCACGUUCACGUUACAAUACAAAGAAGUGUGGAGCAACUUACAGAAACACGGAGCUUGUUAAGGAAAUAGGAGCCUUUGCUUUAGUGGUCGCUUUGUCGGUGUGGGUGCUGAGAAGUUUGGAUAUGUGCACGCAGACCAAGGCCGGGGCUCUCAUGGCCAACAUACCGCAGGCAGACAUUGACCCGUCAGGGGUGUUUAAAUACGUCCUUAUCAGGGUUCAUAGCCGGGAAGAAGGGGAUGACUCCGAGGUGGAUAUAGUCCGGGGAUACGGCUGGGCUGAGUACCACGCUGAUAUCUACGACAAGGUUUCAGAGGAGCUAGAGAAGGAUGGCCACCUGGACUGUGAAUGUGUUGGAGGAGGGAGAAUCAAACACGAUGCUCAGGCUAAAAAGAUCCAUGUCUACGGGUACUCCAUGGGAUUUGGAAGAGCAAACCACGCAGUGACAACUGAGAAACUGAAGGCCCGAUACCCAGAUUAUGAAGUCACCUGGGACAAUGAAGGCUACUGAAAUGAGCCUCUACCCCUGCUGGAUGUUCUUUUUCAUAGACUGAUAUUAUGAUUUUCUGUAACCCUUCAUCUGCAGCACAACUUGCCAUAAAAUAUUAAAUUAGCUUUUUAUAACCACAUGAACUAUCAAUGAGCAAGAUUCACUCAAAGUGACCUAAAAUGAACCAAUUACAAGGCUUUUUAUAUGUAAAACGCAGUAUAGAAAUUAACUUUUUUUCAACUGGAUUCUAUUACUUCUAAAAACGAUAUGUCUGCCAUUGUAAAUAUGAUUAUUCACAUUGUGUUGUCUAAUUUUAAACUAUGUUCACCAUGAAAGUUUACAGUGGACCAUCUGACUUGUUUUAGAGUCACAUACAAUUGCAGAUAUAACUUAAUUAAGAUGUUGUAAAGUUAGCCUCACCCACUUCUUCGUUUUGUAAGUUUCAAAAAUAGUUUAUAGAAUCUGCCUCAAAGUUUUCUUCCAAUUUACGCAAAACUUUUUUUUUUUUUAAACAUUAACCCCCUUUAACAUCUACAGUUAGAAAAAGGAAUGGGAAAAUAUUUAUUUACAUUUCUUUUUUCAUUGCUUUUUUCACAGAUAGUUGAAGUGACUCGUUGUGGUAUAAGUGUGAAACUUUUUUGCCAAAGUUUCACCAUCGGAGCAACGAGUGUUGGAUCUUUUCCAUGAGAAUUUAUCAACAGUGCACUAUUGUGCAAGACGUUAGCGUCGUUUGAAAGGAAAUGGUUUUAUUAUAGCAGGCAGCGGUUGCAUGCUGGGUGAUUUUAAAGUCCACCCGUUAUCUCUGAGACGUACAGGAUAUAUUCAACGAGGUCCUCCUGGCUUUGCUCAGACCUUUAAUGUAAUUAGGACGACAGCCAAAAGAUGUGUUGGUGGAGGAGCUCCGCCAUCCUUCUGCUGUUGACCCUGCAGUCGGCUGCUUGUUCUUGGGCUCCCCGGUGUGAGACCACUGAGGGAAAAUGUGAUUUUGUGUGUGAUUGUUCUGACUGCAGUGAUGAGCAAGAGUGUGGCUACAGAGGAAGAGCUUUUGAGUGUGACUUUGAGGAUGCCGGAAUGUGUGGAUGGACUGACCAGUCCUUAAAUGAAGUGUACACCUGGAAGAGACUUCAGAGAGGGGACGGGCUGCCUGACAGCGGGCCGUCUUCUGACUAUACCACCGGCACAGCCAUAGGUUGGUUUAUGGCAGUGAGUGCUAUUAGUGAACAGUCUCCUCAAAGAGCAGUUUUCAUAUCUCCAGAGAUUAAACAGUCUGCACCAACGUGCCGUCUCCGCCUCAGAUAUUUCCUUUGGGAUUCAGGCCACACUGGUCUGGGCUCUGCUCCUCUUUGGGCAUCCAUCCUUCACCAGAACAAUCAAGAGGCUGUGAUUUGGCGCCCUGAGGCCUCCAGUAUUCAUGGCUGGAAGGAAGACACCAUCUUCCUUGGUCGCAUUCCCUCAUCUUUUCGAAUCCGUCUCCAAUCCCAGCGCCUAGAGGGACGGAGAGGAGAUGUGGCCUUAGACCAGCUGGAGUUCCUAGAUUGUGCUUUGCCCUUGCCACUUCCUGGGUCAGAAUGUGCAGAAGGGAUGGUGGAAUGUUCACGUGGGGGCUGCGUGGAGCAGCGGCAGCUCUGCGAUGGCAGCGAUGACUGUGGUGAUGGAACUGAUGAGAGCGACUGUGAAGCAUACAGCCGCUGUGACUUUGAGGAGGACCUGUGUUAUUGGGACCUGAGGUCAAUUUCUCGCCUGAAAUGGAUAAGAACGAGUCAGGAGGAGAUCUCAAGAUCAGAUCCCCUGAAAGGCCCAGGCAGGGAUCACUCCAACAACACUGCAUCAGGUUAUUUCCUGUAUGUCACUGUUCCUGAUGCUGGUCUAUCAAUGGACUGGGCUGCUUUCCAAAGUCCCCCUCUACAGCCCACCAAUAGUUCACAUCCAUGCAAGAUGGUGAUGUAUACUCAUCAGUUUGGGCCAAGGUCUGGAGGUUUGACAGUGUUGGUGGCAAGCCAUCAAAUCACUCCAGUGUGGGAGAGAGGUGGAGCUCUGGGUGAUAUCUGGGUGAAAGCUGAGGUCCAGAUUGUAAGCGACAAACCCUUUCAGAUCUUGAUAAUGGCAGCAAUCAGAGACUUUGACUAUGGAGGUAUUGCCGUUGACAGCAUUGUGUUGUCUCCUGAAUGUCGCUUGUCUCUGGUAAAUGAGACCCUGGGAAAAAUCCCCAAACCCCCAAAGCACCCAUGCACUACACCAGAUAAGAUGUGUGACUUUCAUCCUGACUGUGCAGAAGAACAGGAUGAGGCCAGAUGUGGGGAUUUCUCAUACAUUGAGGGUAGUUUGGGCUGGACUGACACCAGUAUUGGGAAUCAAGGUUGGUGGCUGCAGGAAAACUCCACAGCCAAAGAGGAGGAAUUUCUGUAUGUAGCUGAUGCUCCAGGCCAGCAGAAGACUGAGGCCCAAACAAGGACCCCCCUCUUAGGCCCCACCGGUCCCGCCUGCAACAUGAGCUUUGAUUUUGCACUCAAUGGGAGCUCCAAUCAUAUCGGUGAGCUGUCUGUCAGGGUGAUAGACAGCUUGCUGGGGAUGGGGCCUAAACUGUGGGAGUUCAGUGGAAAGACCGGAACAGAAGAGGGAGCUUGGAAUCACGCUGAUAUUCCUAUUGGGGUCAGGAAACAUCGAUUCCAGCUGGCGUUAGAAGCUCGUGCUGUGAAACUCGAUCCACACUCCAGCAUCAAAGUGAAGAAUGUUCGCUUCUCAAGCUGUCAUGCUCAGUAUUUUCCAUCCGCGCCAACUGGACUGUCGUGUAACUUUGAAGAUGGAUUGUGUGGAUGGUACCAGGAUAACGGUGACAAUUUUGACUGGACAGUUCUGAGUGGGAUGGACCACACCAUCGGAGUUGGCAGAAGCCUUGCUGUGGAUAUGUGGAGUCCUUCUCUGCGCGGUGCAUUUGGGCGCUUGAUUUCAGUUCCACUGCCGCCGGGUCAAUCAGAUUACUGCCUAACCUUCUUCUACAAACUCUAUGGGCCAGACACAGGCAUUUUGAAUGUGAAGUUGAUGGAUAAACAUGGUUAUGAUAUCGUCCUGUGGACCCGCAGUGGCGCUCAUGGCAACAUGUGGCAUGAAGCCCACUGUCCAGUACCCCACCAGCUUACAAAGUUUCAGCUGAUUUUUGAAGCGGUUCGCUCAGGUUUUGACGGUCGGGUCGCUAUCGAUGAUGUGAUGUUCUUGGACGGUCCCUGUUCCAUACCAAGAAUAUGUUCCUUUGAGAGCCAGCAGUGUGGGUACAGCAGCCAUGGUAAAGUUAACUGGCUCCACCGCAGCGGACACAGCAGCAUGGCUUCUGGACCCAAAACUGACCACACUCUGGAGACUGAAAUGGGCUACUACAUGAUGGUCAACACUGGGGCAACCAUCCUCCCCCUGGGUGCCACCGCAGUCCUCACCUCCCCCAUUCGUCAAGGAAUCAUAAACACAGAGUGUCUAAAUUUCUGGUAUCAUAUGGGAGGAGAAAAUCCAGGUUCUCUUACUGUGUACAUGAAGUCUGUAGAGGGAGAACGGGUAAAGAUCUUCUUUGACAGUUUGAAUCAAGGAGAUGUCUGGCGCCAUGGCAACGGCAACAUCUCAAGCGGCCUUGUGGACUGGCAGUUGGAGUUUGAGGUGGUUGGAGGCGGAGGCAAAGACACCCAUGUUGCGGUAGACGAUAUCUUUGUAUCAUUGCACCCAUGUAAAGAUCAAGGUUCUAAGUGCAGCAUGGAGAAAGGGAUGUGCGGUUGGAGCAAUACUCAGAACACCAAAGUGGACAAACUGGAUUGGGAGCUAACAAGCCAUGAAGAAGAGCGUCAUUACCCCACUCCGGCUGAGGACCAUACUCUGGGCACAGAAAAGGGCCACUUCCUGUUCUUUCCUAGCAGCAAUAGGACAGCGGCCAAUGAAAACGCUCAGCUGUUAAGUCCCCACCUCCCUCCGACCAAAGGCACCUGUCUGAGAUUCUGGGCCUACAAACCCGAUUCAUCCGACAAACGGCUGAAGGUGUGGAGACUUUCGGGGGGCAGUCUCCAUCAGCUGCUGGACGUGAGUGAGCUGCGGGGUCCGUGGACACGCUUUGAUGUUAACAUCACAUCUACUGAAGAGUACCAGAUUGUCUUUGAAGGAAUCAAAGGAACGUCGGGGGUUGUCGCUCUGGAUGACAUUGAAUACACGAUCGGUAUUAAUUGUGCCAACGAAGCCACAGAUUCAAUUUCAAAGAAGGGAGACAACGCAGGAGGGAUUGCAGCAUCAGUGAUUGUGGUCCUGCUACUGAUUGGCACCCUGAUUGCGCUCCUGAUCUACUACCUGCGAACAAAAAAGAGGUUUAACUCCACAUCUGGUCCAUCGUCAUCCUCAGUUGUUGGUAUUCCGAAUGAAGUUUAUGAAUCAGACGUCACAGAGGAUCACGUGGCAAUUCCACAGAGAACAAAGAAUCAUCCGGUAGAAGCCGGGUUCAAUGAUGUUUCUCUCUCUGUGGAUGUGAGGGAGAGCCAGGUAGCCUGAAACAAAGAUGAAGAUUGACUUGCCACUUAAAAGGGGCUAUGUGAAAUUAAGGGGAUGCCACAGCAGAAGAACUGCUUGUAUAACCCUGUCACGUACAUACAAUGCACAUUCUAACACACACACACAAACACAAUUCAGGAACAAUACCAAAGGCUGAAAAUCAAUGGCCCCAGAUCUGGCAGAACCUUCUGGGGUCACAGCACUCCGCCUGUGGACGGAAAGAAGACAGAAGGACAGAGAUUAGACGCGCUGUGGAUAGAAGUCAGGGUAAUUUUUAAUCCGUUGUGGGCACAGUCACCUCCAUCCAACAGCAAAACGGGGAAAAUACAAGACACAGGUCCUGGGUCCAAAAAAAACUUUGUAGAAGAACACUUAUAGCAGACUUUGUCUUGUAAAUAUCAAACAACUGUUGCAUCAUAACUGACAUAACAAAAAAGUUUCCGUUUUGAGGUUGGAUGAUGAAGCCACACAGACAUAUAUAGAAUUUAAUCUGGUGGAAGAGAUGAUGUAUCUAAUAUUCUGAAAAUGAGGAAAACUCAUUGCUAAUGUUUAGCUUUCGAAUCCUGCAUAAGAUUCGGCCACGAAGGGUAUGAUAAGGAAAACAUUGCGUUUCAAAUUUCAACAGGUGACAUGAUAACAUUUCAAGAUUUUUCUUUUUCAGAGUUUCACCACCUACUGUGGAAAAAAACUACAAAAAUCUUACAUUUGUAUUCAAUGCUACACACACAAUUAUUUUUCCUAUCAUGGGUUUCCAUGACACAUGGCCAGGGAGUGAAAUUUUGAAAUUGUUGAAGAACAGUAUGCAACUUAGCAUGAUUGUGUACACAUAAUAAUGGUCCAGCAGUUUCAGAAAAAAAUCAAACAAGUCUAAAGAGUAUUUAUAGGUGUUAUCAGCUAUCGAUACUUAGCUCAAACAAGCAUGAACUUAUACUCUGAAUGAUGCAUCAUGUUUGUGGACUGGUUUAGAGUUACUUGAACUGCACAUGAAAAAAAGAGUCACCAUGAUUGAUUAAUCAUAAAUGGAAAACGACGAUAUCCUUAUGAAUCAUUAAUGGUGGAUGUCCGAGUCUAUCGGCACAUCUUUGAUACAAUCCUCCAGGUAAAUUUAUUUACUAAGAAAGCAGAAAUGUUUCUAUAUUGCGUCUAAUGUGGCUGAUCAUUAUGUCAAUCUGCUUUAAAUGUUGCUUGUGAACUAAUGUAAGUAGUUCCUCUUAGUGACUGUAAAUGGAAAGUUGAAACGAGGCUGUGACAAAAUACAGAUGUAAUAAUGUCUGAACCAAGAAAAUGACUGGCAGGUGUAUUCUACUGAAUGUGUUGGAGUGAUAUUUUCACUCUGUCUUAAAUCAGGUAUGGGCAAAGCCAUGAAGAUCAAUAAACGUGGUUAAAUCACUGAUGUUGCCUUUCAUUUUUUUACCCAAAGGUAAGAUCAUCCU
This is a messenger RNA of Menidia menidia (Atlantic silverside), 6462 nucleotides long. Lineage: Eukaryota; Metazoa; Chordata; Actinopteri; Atheriniformes; Atherinopsidae. The record is from the annotation of a GenBank genome assembly.